This is a messenger RNA of Durotheca rogersii, 2112 nucleotides long. Its product is annotated as kinase-like protein. NCBI's taxonomy places the organism in Eukaryota, Fungi, Ascomycota, Sordariomycetes, Xylariales, Xylariaceae. The transcript is spliced from 3 exons. The record is from RefSeq and is a predicted model, not a curated record. Gene Ontology annotation, cellular component: cytoplasm; nucleus; centrosome. Gene Ontology annotation, biological process: protein phosphorylation; chromosome segregation. Bases 1 to 2112 code for a protein of 703 amino acids. Gene Ontology annotation, molecular function: ATP binding; protein kinase activity.
AUGCCAGAAUCCAUCGGUGAUCAGUAUGAUGUCUUGGAGAAGAUAGGCCAUGGCUCCUUUGGCAUCAUCCGAAAGGUUAGGCGAAAGACAGACGGGAUGGUUCUCUGCCGGAAAGAGAUCAGCUACUUGAAGAUGUCGCAGAAGGAGCGCGAGCAAUUGCAUGCCGAAUUCCAGAUCCUCUCGACCCUCCGACACCCCAACAUUGUUGGCUACUACCAUCGAGAGCACCUCAAACAGAGCCAAGACCUGCAUCUGUACAUGGAGUAUUGCGGCAACGGCGACCUCGGCCGGGUGAUCCGCAACCUCGUCCAGCGCAAGGAAUAUGCCGAGGAGACGUUUGUGUGGACCAUAUUUUCGCAGCUGGUAACCGCCUUAUACCGAUGUCACUACGGUAUCGACCCCCCGGAGGUGGGAAAGAAUGUCCUGGGGAUAGGCGGUGUAAUGAAGCCCAAGACGCCGCCCGGCGUGAUGACGAUCCUUCACCGAGAUCUCAAGCCCGAGAACGUGUUUCUCGGGGAGGAUAACUCGGUCAAGCUCGGAGAUUUUGGCCUGUCCAAGAUGAUCCAAUCGCACGAUUUCGCCUCUACCUACGUUGGCACGCCGUUUUACAUGUCGCCGGAGAUUUGCGCGGCGGAGCGAUAUACCCUCAAAUCCGAUAUCUGGUCGCUGGGCUGCAUCAUAUACGAGCUGUGCGCGCGAGAGCCUCCGUUCAACGCGAAGACGCACUUCCAGCUCGUGCAGAAGAUCAAGGAGGGGAAGGUCCCGGCGCUCCCGCGGGUCUACUCGGCGGAGCUCAUGGCCGUGAUCAAGGAUUGCCUCAAGGUUAACCCCGACGUACGACCCGACACCGCCGCAUUGCUCAACCUCCCGAUCGUGCGUCUGAUGCGCAAAGAGCGCGAGGCCGUCGAGGCCAGGAAAGACCUGCGUGCCAAGGAGAACCUCCUCAACGUGAAGUUAAAGCAGGUUGAGGAGAAAUUGGCGAGGAUUGAAGCGGAUAAGGCAUACUCCCGGCAAGAGAUCGACGGGCAACUACGACGAGAAUGGGAGGUCAAGGCUCGGUUGGAGAUCGACCGCCUCGUCAACGAAGAGAUAGAGCAGCUCCAGAGACGAUUUGAAGCCGAGGUCGAAGCGCGAGUCCAGGAGGAGCUCAACAAGAAGAGUGUUUCCUUCGCCCCUACGGACACUGUGCAGUUCGUAUCGCUCUCCUCCUCGCCUCUGUCGAGGUCGGAUUUCCCGCGAUCUACCAGCACAGAGGGUGAAUUCCCGUCCACUACUGAUAUAACCGAGUUUUCUUGCGACUCACCCGAGGACGUACAGCCUCUUAAGAGGAGUUCACGCGUGCCCUUCGGCCGUGCCCAGACUAUGUUUGAGCGUGUUCCCGGAACACCGAUGGAUGUCGACAUGGCAUCCCCGUCGCCUAUUGCGAUCGCGUCCCUGUCCCUAUCGCCUCGCCGCAACCACUUUAACAAGGUCCCGAUGGGCCUGAAGCCAUCCAUCUUCGACCAGGACCACGACGAAUCCCGGUCGGAUAAGGGUGGGGAUUCGGACCCGGUCCUGUACGAUUCUGACGACGAUGACACCCCUAUUAUCCCGUCGCCGAGUCGCCCGCCGCGAUCGACUAAGAAUCCCUUCGGCCCCCAGCGACCGGUCCUCACGGCCGCCAAGACGGCCCCUGCCAACCGCAUGAAGACGGUGGGCGCUACCAGGUCAACGCCCCCGUCGUCCGUCUCCGGUCCCGAGCUGCGCACGCAGGCCAGCAACGGCGCCCUCCGGGAGCGAGGCAACUCCCCCAACCGCCGGCUAAGCAAGAUCCCCUCGGUCGCCAACCUCGCCGCGGCCAGCGGCGAGAACGGCCCGCAGCGGAAGAACUCGAUCAAGAAGGAGCAGGAGCCGCCGCUCACCAAGGUGGCGGCGAAGAACAACAUCAAGGGCCGCACGCUGGUCGAGCUCCAGCAGGCCCGCGCCGGCGGACGCCCGAUCGAGAACCUCAAUCCCAGCCCCAAGCGCACGUUCAAAGACCGACUGUUCGCCGAGCCCGCCGUCUGGGACCCGGAACGAGACGAGAUGCCAAGUCCGUUCCUCGUGCGCAGAAAACCCGCUGCUCGCGUAUAG